AUGUUGCUGCGGAGGGCGCGCGGGCUGGCGGGGGCGCGCCGCGGGGAGCCCCCAGAUGGUGCCGGCAGCCGCGGGGGGGUGCUCAGGGAAGGGACCCCAUACCCCCACCCCACCAUCUCCAGCCUUCGGGAACUUUCGGACACCCCAGCAAAGGCUGGUGGCACCUCGGACUCCCUGGGGAGCGACGGUGGGACAGGCACCCCCCAGGGUGAGAAGGGUCUCCCUUCUGCUGCCCCCCCAAUCCCCCCACCACCCACGCACUGCUGUGGGACCGGCUGCCCCAGCUGCGUCUGGGUUGGGUAUGUGGAGGAGCUGCUGGAGCAGUACCAGGAUGGCGGGGAGCGGGCCUUGGCUGCCGUGGAGGAGCAUGUGGAGGAUGAGAACAUUAAAAUGAUCCUCAAGAUGGAGAUCAGGCUGCGCAUGGAGAAGCACUGA
Molecule: messenger RNA, 435 nt
Organism: Phalacrocorax carbo (great cormorant)
Lineage: Eukaryota; Metazoa; Chordata; Aves; Suliformes; Phalacrocoracidae
Source: RefSeq, a predicted model, not a curated record